GGGCGCCCCACCCCCACCUGUCAGGAGGAGGCUUUCACCUGGCUCACCUUGCUGCCGCCUGACUGACACAACAGGCGCCACAUUGCUCUGGAGACCCCGACAUGGAGCCGGUGUACCGGGGUCUGGGUCGCUGCAUUUGUUGUUUCUGGCUCGCUGUGGCCUUUGACGUCAUCGGACUGCUCGUGCUCCUCGUUGGCGUGUUCGUGAACGUCUUCUUCUACGACCUGCUCAUCUACGCCGGCGCCAUUGUCAUCUUCCUCAGCCUCGUCUGGUGGGUCUUUUGGUACUCCGGAAACAUCGAGGUCCUCCCCGCGGAGCUUGAGGACGACGUGGGGCUGAUCAAGAAGGACAAGGACGCUCUGGGCGCCAUCACCGGUGCGGUCCGCCGGCUGUCCAGUCGGGUGUCCACCGGCAUCAGGAAUUCCUUCCGCAGGAACCUUACAGCGGCCGGAGGUCCGACUGUACCCAAUGAGCCGGUGGUCGUCGUCACCAUGGCAACCUUGACGCCCAAUGAGCGCAAUUUGGAGUCUUCGAUGGAGUGCGAUGACGUCAUGCCUCACACCACAAUGGAGACCUCACCGGCAUAAUGAAGGCCGACAGAGACUCGGAGAACGACAACAAGAACCAAGAAUCCAAUUUCACUCACUGAAACGCAACUUCUUUUUUUUCAAUGUACAGUAUGUGUUUUUAAAAAAUGACAGCAGCUGUGAAGAUGUAUUUAUAAUUGUAAUCAUGAUUACAUAUUUAUGUUUUUAAAUAAAAAAUA
Molecule: messenger RNA, 766 nt
Organism: Doryrhamphus excisus (bluestripe pipefish)
Lineage: Eukaryota; Metazoa; Chordata; Actinopteri; Syngnathiformes; Syngnathidae
Product: transmembrane protein 238
Source: RefSeq, a predicted model, not a curated record